Nicrophorus vespilloides is the source of this 3399-nucleotide messenger RNA. RefSeq names its product huntingtin-interacting protein 1-related protein-like. Gene Ontology annotation, cellular component: actin cortical patch; clathrin-coated vesicle. The coding region runs from base 255 to 3104 and encodes 949 amino acids. The record is from RefSeq and is a predicted model, not a curated record. Lineage: Eukaryota; Metazoa; Arthropoda; Insecta; Coleoptera; Silphidae. The transcript has 15 exons. Gene Ontology annotation, biological process: clathrin coat assembly; endocytosis; actin filament organization. Gene Ontology annotation, molecular function: clathrin-cargo adaptor activity; phosphatidylinositol-3,4-bisphosphate binding; phosphatidylinositol-3,5-bisphosphate binding.
AGUCCACAAUUUAUUGUCAUUGUCACAAUUUCCUUCCUGUGUGCAGUACUUUAUAUGUAUUUAUUUAUUUAUUUGUUAGUGUAACUGCGCUGGAAUCGUGUGCUGAUAACGAGAAGUACAAUAACAUAAAAAACAUUAUGUUGAAUUGAAAUUGUUGCUGACACCAAAGAAGAAGAAGAAAAUAAAAGAGUUUUUACUGUACAUUUCGUUACUGUAACAAUUGAAAAUAAAGGAAUUGAAGCUGUUUGUUGGCUAUGGCUUCACUAUCAUUGCCGAGGGUGCUCCAGACCAGGAAGACAAGUCUGGAAAUCGAGAGGGAAAACUUUGAAAAGUCCCAGAAUGUCGCUCUUCACAAAGCCAUCAACAAGGAGGAAUCACCUGUCAAGCAGAAACAUGUCAGGUCUGCAAUCAUCGGCACAUUUUCACAGCAAGGGGCUCAGGUGUUCUGGAGCAUCUCUGUGCGAUUGCCAUGCAUGGAUGACAUGAUUGUAGCUUGGAAAUUCUGCUAUGUUUUGCACAAAAUUCUGAGGGAGGGACAUCCUCUGUGUUUGAGCCACAGCCAGAGGCACAGGGAAUAUCUGGAUAAUAUUGGAAAACUAUGGGGUCAUUUGGAGGAUGGUUAUGGGAAAUUGAUAAAACAGUACACGCAUAUCCUUAUGAACAAGCUGGAUUUUCAUCGGAAAAAUCCUCGGUUUCCAGGCAACCUGAACGUUACCACGGACGAUUUGACGUCUAUAUGCGGAAACAAUCCGGAUAUAUGCUUCCAAAUGUCCGUCGAGAUGUUCGAUUACUUGGAUACCAUCCUGGAUCUUCAAAAGACUAUAUUCCUGUAUAAAUCAAGUUCGAUGACGAUGCAAGGACAAUGCCGCCUCGGACCGAUCAUUCCUUGCAUCCAGGACGCCUCACGCAUUUACGAUCACAACGUGAAGAUCCUCUUUCUGCUGCAUUCUUCAGUACCUUACGACGUACUCUCCGGACAUCGGGAUCGCUUCAUGAAGCAGUUCAAGCAGCUGAAGCUCUUCUACCAACAUACGAACAUGAUGCAUUACUUCAAGAAUCUGAUCACCGUUCCUCCAUUACCCGAUAAACCGCCCAAUUUCCAAGACAACUUCAACACUUACGUAACGCAGGAGGUUUACGUUCCACCCGAAGAGGAAGAGCCGACCACCGCCAACCUGAUUGACACCGCUGACGUUCCCGACACCGCGCCUAUAAGUUACCUCCCGGAUAACUUCGAUAUAAUCGCGGAGCGGGAUAAUAUCAUUAAAAAUUUGCAAGAGGAUUGCGAGAGAUUAAGGGUCGAAGUUAACGAUUUGUAUAGGAAAGGUAGAGAGGAUAAGAAUAAAAUGGAAGAUCACAUAACCAAUUUAGAAACGAAGUUGGCUAUUAAAGAAAGCGAGUUGACUCACGAGAAAGAACUGAACGAGUUGAACGCGCUUUCUCAAGCGCAGGAUCAAGAACAUAAAGAGAAGGAAGAGCGCUUCAAGAAUUAUUACAUGAAAUUGCGCGAGGAGCACAUCAGUUUGUUGCGAGAGAAAGCUAAAGUGGAUAAAAGUUUGAAAUCGGCGGAGGAGAAGAUGCCCGAAUUGGUGAGUUUCAAUAAAACUGUGGAAACGAAGCUGAAGGAGGCGGAGAUGAAGCAGAACGAAGCGCUCAAAGAGUUGCAAUCCGUGAAAUUGGAAAAAUCCGACGAAUUGGCCGGAUUCCAUCGAGAAAUCGAGACUUUGAAAAUGGAAAAAGAGGCUUUUAAGAAAAAUAGUUCUGAGGUUGAUGUGAGCUUGGUGGAGACUAGGAAAAAAUUGGAGGAAACUAAAAUGGAAAAGAAGGAGCUUGAUGAGAAGAUCAAUGAGUUGAUGUCGAGCAUUUCCAAGCAAUCCGUGGAAGUGAUAAAAAUGAAGAGCGAAAACGAUGAUAAACUGAAGGACUUCGUGGAGAAGUCUUUGGAUGCGAACGUGGCUUGCCUGAAAUGCUCUAUCGUCGAGUCUGAGAGCCCUGCGACUUCGGCUCUUUCCUGCACUCCCGAAUACUUGAGAGCCUCGACGGUUCCUUGCCAAGAAGCUAUAGAAUCUUUGAGAGGAUUGUCGCUCGACGAACCUCGAUACUUGUUACCUGCCGCUAACAAACUUGCCUGUAAGUUCAGUAUUUUCAUUCUACAAGGGAGAGCCACUUCCAAUACCAGUCCUGAUAUUUCGUUCGGAGAAAAAUUGACCGAUGAAUGCAAAGCUCUCGGUGAGAGCGUCUUGAAUUUGCUGGAGGGCAUCAAGACGCGAUCGCUGACAGACGAAGGACUGCAGAAGAGUCUGGACCAUCUGUCCAGUGUUGCUUCGCUCGCUGAAACCAUGAUCGAGAGAAUCCAUGGAAACGUGUCGGAGAAUUUGGAGAAUAUGUUGGAGUGCGAAAUCACUGCAAUGGACAAGGCUAUAGAAGAAGGCGCGAAAAAGAUGCAGGAAAUGUUGAGCAAAUCUCGUGAAGCGGACUCUGGCAUCAAAUUGCAAGUGAACGAGAAGAUCCUCGAUAGCUGCACGAUGCUUAUGCUGGCCAUCAGAGUUCUAGUGCAGAAAUCUAAGCUGCUGCAGGAGGAAAUCGUGCAGCAGGGUAAAGGAACUGCAACUGCCAAGGAGUUUUACAAGAGGAAUCACAAGUGGACCGAUGGAUUCAUAUCCGCUGCUAAAGCUAUUGGAGUAGCAGCUACAUAUUUACUGAGUUCAGCUGAUAAAGUGGUCAGAGGUGAGGGUAAGCUUGAGCAGCUCGUGGUAGCUGCCCAUCAGAUAUCCGCGUCGACAGCACAAUUGGUGGUGGCCAGUCGCGUGAAGGCGCACCGCAACAGCGAGAAUCUGAAGAACCUUUCAGAUGCCUCGAAGAACGUUACCAGUUGCACCGGGGCGAUCGUCGGAACGGUGAAGGAUUGCAGUGAACUGAUAGACGAACCCACCGAAUUGGAUCUGAGCAACAUGACCGUUCUGCAAGCGACCAGAUCGGAGAUGGAGGCUCAGGUGAGGGUUCUCGCCUUGGAAAAGGAACUGGAGGAGGAGAGGUUCAAGCUUUCCGCACUGCGAAGACACAAUUACCAGCGCUCUGGAAGCGACGAGGGUGGUAGUAACUAAGGUUGUUUUCUUCUUUUAAGUAUAAAAUGACGUUUUUUUUACGGAUGUAUUUCUUCUUUAUUUUUGAGUAUUAUGUAAGGAAUCCAAAGAAUAAUAUUUAUAUAUCAUAUGUAGUAAUUUAUAUUGCUUUCUAGUUGUUUACACACUAAAAAAAUGUCUACUGAAAAUGAAAGAAAUUUGAGUAAUGUCGAUCGCGCAUUUCGUAACAAUUGUUUUCUUCUAUUAAACAAUUAAAACAAAAACAACAUGCAUUAUAACGUGGAAGGAAAAAUGGUAUUGAUAUACUGUUAUUAAU